Messenger RNA from Botrytis byssoidea, 1698 nucleotides. RefSeq lists its product as uncharacterized. Gene Ontology annotation, molecular function: protein binding. Bases 1 to 1698 code for a protein of 565 amino acids. NCBI's taxonomy places the organism in Eukaryota, Fungi, Ascomycota, Leotiomycetes, Helotiales, Sclerotiniaceae. The record is from RefSeq and is a predicted model, not a curated record. The transcript has 2 exons.
AUGCUUGAUCGCGACCACUCGCUUUACAUUGAUCAUCCUCGAGUUAAUGACAACAAAUACAAAGUUUUGGAAUGUUUGCUGAAGUCGGGCUUGGUUGUUAACAAUGUUCGAAUCGAUCCCAGGUGGGACUGGUCACCUCUAGCAAUGGCUGUUCAUGUCGAUUGUGGCUGGGAUUUGCUACUCAAGGAAGGGGUUAUAAUUGAUGAUACUUGCAUGGAGCGUCUCGAGAAUAUUUGUCAUGAAGAAGGGAACUUGGUACGCAGAUUCAUUGAUGCAGCAACAGAAAAUAAUAUAUCAAUAGACAUAAAGCCAAGGUUUAUCAAAUUAGUACUCAGACAAGAAGGAACAAGUCACCGAGGAUUGGAAUUGCUUUCAGAAUCAAAUGAUAUGGAUGACCUACCUCGUCGAGAAGUCGCAUUGCAAAAAGCUUCCCUUUUUGGUCAGACCCAGAUCGUGAAAGACAUUCUUUCAGAGGAGGACCUUGACGUAAAUUUCUGCGCUCCCGAAACCGAUUAUCUUACUACCAUUAACAGUGCAUCUACGAAUGGUCACAUAGAUGUUGUGCGUAUCCUGAUAGAUCACGGUGCUGCCUUGGAAGUCCAUGAUUCUAGAUCAAAUCCCAAAGGCAUUCAUCAGCUAGCCACUUUUAUGAUUGCAUUAGUCAAAGGGCAUAUGGAAGUUGCAAUGCUUCUUGAAGCAGCAGGAGCGGAUAUCAAUAAACUAGUUGAUUGUGGGACCUCAGCUCUUCAUUAUACGGCAAUGUGCAGUGUUACAAUGGUUGAGUAUAUACUUAAUUCGCCUAAAUUCCAUCAAACCGUCUCCGUACGUUCCCUUGAUAAUUUUACGGUUCCCAUAGCCGCAGUCAUGCUUGGCGACAUGGAUAAUAUAAAAUACGUUUUGAAAAGGUCGAAUCUCUCUGAUAUACUUGCAAGAUGUACAAACUCAGAACGUUCUGGCUAUACCGCUCUUCAUUUUGCAGUUUCUUACAACUUGCCACGAAUUUUAAUAGAAACCCUUAUUCAAUCUGGAUUUGAGGUGAGCUUGGAGACUGAUUCUAGAUUCACACCUCUACACAUAGCAGCAGCUUGCGAUAACAUUGAAUUAUUUCGAGCUAUGAUGUGGUUUACGGAACGAGAAUUGUUACUAAACCCGUCUAGUGCUCGAAAUCUUUUCCAAUAUACCUCAAUUGUUAACCACGCUGCCUGUAUACAGGAUACUGUAAGCAAAUGGUCUUCGCCUUCAAUCCAUCCAUUAGACCACCCGACUGAGCCACGCCUAUCAGUUUUACUAUAUAUCAUACACGAGCGCUGGAGUUACCCGCAACAGAUGUUCCAGGCGCUUCAAAUGUUUCUUUCUAGGCCUGGUAUAAAUUUAGAACCGAAAGAUGCUGAAGGAAGAUCCCCAUUGGUUAUUCUCUGUCAAGAGUUGGCGAAAUCGGAUAAACCCGAUCAAUGGGAUAACUGGACUACCCUACACAACUCGAUUAAUCUCUUGAUACGCCGUGGAGCAGAUGUUUUGAGCCAAGAUGCCAGAGGAAACACUGCACUUCACUAUAUGUGUGAAGUGGCAUUUCUCCCGCAUCACUUUGGGGCACUUCUCAUUCUUCUGUAUGAACCCACACCAAUCUUACUAUGUUUCAAACCAAACAACCAUUCCAUUGAAUCAUAUAGAUAUAAAAUACUGAACGCCAAGCUAUAA